Paramacrobiotus metropolitanus is the source of this 969-nucleotide messenger RNA. RefSeq lists its product as uncharacterized. The transcript is spliced from 2 exons. The record is from RefSeq and is a predicted model, not a curated record. Gene Ontology annotation, cellular component: dendrite; membrane. Gene Ontology annotation, biological process: G protein-coupled receptor signaling pathway, coupled to cyclic nucleotide second messenger; chemical synaptic transmission. The coding region runs from base 1 to 969 and encodes 322 amino acids. Gene Ontology annotation, molecular function: neurotransmitter receptor activity; G protein-coupled serotonin receptor activity. NCBI's taxonomy places the organism in Eukaryota, Metazoa, Tardigrada, Eutardigrada, Parachela, Macrobiotidae.
AUGUCUGCCAAUAAUUCCACAUUUACCAACGACGAAUGGAAAGGUUCCACAACGCUGCUAGUAACUAUGACGGCGCUGACCUUAUUAACUAACGGCUACGUACUCAUUUUAUUCGCGAUGCACCGGUCCCUGCAAACAUCCUUUAUUGUAUACGUCAGCAGUCUUUUAUGGUCCAACAUCUUCGAGACGCUCUUCGAUUUAAUGGACAUUAUGCAGUACGCACGAUAUCACUGGUACUUCACAUCUACCUUAUGCAAUUUCCGCAUUUACGCUCAGUGGAUAACCGGCGCUGCCGUGGUCCACAGCCACUUCAUAAUUACCGUCAAUCGCCUCUGGGCGGCGACGUUCCCUCUACACUAUCGCAACUACCAUUCCCGUAAAAUAGCGAUUCUCCUCUGCUGGCUUGUAGUGAUCUAUUAUCAUCUAUUAAUCUGCCCGAUGUUAAUCAUUGACUACGUUUAUUAUCGCCCGAAUAUGGACAACGUCACCGAUUGCGACGUGAUCUUCAGUGCACAGCCGCAAUACGCGGGCUUCAUCGAGAUUUGGAUUUACAUUAUGCCGAUAGUCAUCAUGUUGCUGUCCUAUCCGUAUCUGCUGUGGAGACGCAACCAGGUCAAAAUUUUCCGGGUUCCACCAGGACACGCCGGUGCUCUGGAGAAGCGGGAAGCCGUUAGCGGCGGCCAGCACGGAUUUCGGGUUUUGACCGUGUUAACCGGGAGCAUCGUGGUGUGUUGGACAACGGUCAAGACGCACUGGAUACUGCUAGGUUUCUGCGGUACCAAUUUACCGACUCUGCAUUUGGUUGGAAGUGCUCUGUACUCAGUACAGAGAAUCAUCGACCCGAUUCUGUGUGUGCUGGCUUUGGAGAAGUUUCGGAUCUUCUGUAUUAUCGCCCAUAUGCAGACGGUCAUCGAAUGCGAGGUGGUCAGCAGCGCCCAGCCAGUUCUGCGUCGCUUCUUGAAGAUCUAG